AUGUCCCCGUCCUCAUUCCGAGUCCCGCGCCUCUGCCUGCUACUACUCUUUGUGUCCACUCCAGCGCAGCCCAGAGCAGCGCCGCGCAGGUCCGACCCUCAGGUGCCGGAGGAGCUUUUGGGCGCACCCAUCGGCUCGCUGCUGCUCGGGCGGCCCGAGGUCGGCGAGGGUUCGGCCGACAGCCCAGCCGUGCAAUCGCGGGGCAGGCUGCAGCACAGGCCCCGCCUCUUCUUGGACUUCUUGGGCCCCCAGAGGAAGUUCGGGAGUAGAACCCGGAGCUCGAGGAGGGGCUGUUUCGGCCUCAAAAUGGACCGCAUCGGAGCCGUGAGCGGACUGGGUUGCUGA
Messenger RNA from Scleropages formosus (Asian bonytongue), 345 nucleotides. Its product is annotated as C-type natriuretic peptide 2-like. The record is from RefSeq and is a predicted model, not a curated record. The coding region runs from base 1 to 345 and encodes 114 amino acids. The transcript has 2 exons. Gene Ontology annotation, biological process: cGMP biosynthetic process; receptor guanylyl cyclase signaling pathway. Gene Ontology annotation, molecular function: hormone activity. NCBI's taxonomy places the organism in Eukaryota, Metazoa, Chordata, Actinopteri, Osteoglossiformes, Osteoglossidae. Gene Ontology annotation, cellular component: extracellular region.